Molecule: messenger RNA, 7622 nt
Organism: Notechis scutatus (mainland tiger snake)
Lineage: Eukaryota; Metazoa; Chordata; Lepidosauria; Squamata; Elapidae
Source: RefSeq, a predicted model, not a curated record
CACCCCUCCUAAUUCCUCAAAUCGCGGCCAGGGACGAGGAAUGCGCGGCCGCGGCAGCAGAGAGCGCUCGCGGAGCGCGGCGAAGAGGACGGUAUCCACCCUUCCCGCCAGCGCCUCAAGCUUCCCCGGGGAGCCUUGUUUUUCUCCUCCUCCCUCGGCUCGUGGGCGGUCCCACCUAAAGCUUGGGAGCGGAAAAGCGAAGAGGAGCUUUUCGGGGGCCGAGCCUCAGUGCUUUUCAGGAUCGGCGGCUCGCAACCCGGAGAGCGGGACGCUUUCCAAGAAGCCGCGGCUCCUUAUUUUUCUCUCCUCCUCCUCCCCCUUUUUCCUCGGUCUGGUCGGCGCACGGCCGCCUUUCCUCGCUCGCCCGGCGGAGUCUCCCAAGCAGGGGCUCGAGCCUUCCUCGUCUCGGCGCUGGGCUGAAAGGGGCCCGCUCGACUUUUGAAAGCGGACUCUCGGCCGCCCCGUCCUCCUUCCUUUCCCGAGAGAGGAGCCUCGGACGGGGAUUUCCCCGCCGUCCUUGCCUUUGGAAACUUGGCCUCCGGGGGUGGCUGGCUGUGCCCGAGCGCACGCGCGCCCUUCUACCGCGUCGGUGGGGAGCCCCGCUUGGCCACCGAGGAGGAAGCUGUGGAGAGAAUUGGAAACCUGGGCCAGGGGGCCUCUGGCUUUGCUUGGAGCAGAAGCCUGCAGACUAACGAGACUCACCUCCACAGCUGGUGGAUUACUGGGGCCUGAAGGAGAGAAAAGAUGUGCCUCUGAAAUUUGGUGCGGCUUUGGAGAAUGGGUAGAAAUGCAGUGUGAUCCCAAGGUUGGAAGAUUGGAGGGAGAGUUUCUGCUAUCCAUAGGGAGUUCACCUCGCUUACCAGAAAAUCUGUUGGAACUAAGCAGGAAUAAUUCUCAUUUCUCUCACACUUCAAUAUAGAGAUUGCCAAACAUACUGAUACCAUCUCCACACAUUCCGAAAGAAAUAAGUUGACAUGGACAGAAGUGAAUUAAAACAUUGUCAUGUGACAUUAACAACACUGAAGAGUCAACACCAUUCAGUAAAAACCAUUCUUAGAAAAUAUUCCUGAAAAUUAAAAGAACUUUCAGCACAAUGGACUGGAAUGUCGGGACAAUCAAUAAGAUGCAAACUCAUGGAUCCUACAUGAUGCCCCAAGUUACUUCUGCUGCUUCUGUUACUUCCCAAACAAAUGUCUUAAUGCAGAAUUUUUGUAAUUCUGGAAACAGCCAAACCACAAAUAUCCGAUCAAAUGUGAAGUAUAUGUUGACAAAUAAACAACAAUGUCAAAAUAACAGGGCUUCUAAAACCUUAAGGCCAGUAUUUCCUAAAGUAGCAGUAUCUAAAACAAGUUUUGGACUAAACAAUAAUUUUUACAGUUUGUCGCCACCUUCACUUUCCACCGUGACAGUCCAAAUGGCAGCUGAUGUACAGAAUCCAAAUUCAUCAAGGAACAUGCAUAUCUCUUCCUCUGUACCAGUACAGGGAAGUACAGUUAAUUCUGUGCAAAAUAUGCAUCAAAAGACAAAUGCAUAUAUAGCUGUGGGCAGUUUCAGUAAUCAGACACUGCAAAAUUGUUCAAAUUCUAUGGGAACCGCAGUUUAUCAGCAAGAUCUCCUAAAUACUUCAUCUCCAAAAAGGGCCCUAACACAGAUGCCCUACUAUUACAUGAAUGGGCCUACCUCUCAAGUAGAUGCUAGAGUGUCCCUUAACUCUGCAUCAAAUUAUUAUUUACCUCCUCAGCAAAAUGUCCAAUAUCCUGAUUACUCUUCAGCAAAGAAGUGCCCAAAUUCAGCUAUUCCAGUAACAAUGCAAUCACAACCUUAUGCUUCUUAUCAAAUAAAUCCUCCACCAUAUCCAAUUUAUUCUCAUUAUGAUUACGGGAAUGCUGUCCAAGCUACUAACAUAUCUCUAUCAGACUCGAUAGUUCCCAGACAAGGGAACCAUGGACAAUUUGUUCUGCAACAACCAACUGCAAUUUUAUCUAAUGAAAAAGUUGAAAGUUAUCAUAAUUCUCUGAUUGAUCAAAAUAGCAAUUUAUAUUCUGUUCGGCCUGAUCAGAAAUCUCAAUCUCUGUCAUUCUGUACAGAAACAAAUGUGGUAGGCCCCACUGCCGAUAAUGUAAGUGGACUAAAAACAACAAUGCAGCUUUCUAAUGAAUCAGUAAAGUCAUGUGUUGAAGGUAAUUUUUCUAACAGUAUACCAACAAUUACAACAACUAAGGCUGCUGAACCUUUGCAACAAACAAAUAAAACUUUGCAAUUAGAAAAGAACGUAAGUAAUGAGAAUUUAUCCAAGCAUAAACUUAAAAUAACUAGAGAGAGUUUAUCACUAGAUGUUCAAGCCUUGUAUGAAAUGAGAAAUGCAUUAUUAAAACUUAAAGACAAUUUUAGUUUAAAACAAAAAUUAUAUUUAUCUUCUCUACAGAGUGGGCAGACCUCUAAUACAUCCAUAAACAAUCAAAAUCCUAAUAAUUUAUUUCCUCAUGAUACCAACCCAUCAGUAAAAUGUACUGUCCAGCAGGUUCUCUCAGAUAAAGUCACUCCAAGUCAGUUUUCAUCUAAUUCACACAAUUCUUCAGUUGUACCGCAGAAAACAAAGUAUCAUUUAUUGCCAAUUCUGUGGAAUAUGCUGAAAGGUACUGAUGAUGAAAAUAUGUUAUUUAGUGCUGAUGUUGAAAGUGGAGAUAAAUACCAAAAUAAGCAUUUUAUUGUUCAAGAGAAUUCAUGUACUGAUUCUAAUGGUGAUACAUUUAGAAAUCCUCUUAACACUGAUGGAACUACUAAAUUAAGCUAUAAAAACUCUCCUGUUCAUUCUAGUCAGGGAACAAACAUCAUUAAAUCUGCUCAUAAUCAAUUGGAGAAAAUAUCAGCUGUACCUAACGGUGACUUAUUUAAUUCUUCUGAACAGAAUAAAGAUUCAGAAAGGGGUGGUGUUCAGUAUUUAAAUGAUGGCAUUCAGAGUUUGAUUCAGAAUCCAGAUGUUUCUCAGGAAUCAUCCUCAAUGAAAAAACCAAUCAAAGAAGAACAUGGUAAUUCUACUCCUGCAUGUCACAUUCAGCAUAGUGAAACUACUUGCCUUCAGAAACCUACGAAUAGUGAAAAGAUAGCUGAUAUGUCUAGUUUUUCUAUCUCCAAAGGAGUUGAAGCUAUUACUGGGACUCAUGGUGUAGAAAGAACUUGUUCUUUGGAAGAACUGAAAACAAGCCUGGCUCUAUGGAGAAAAUGCCUCCCAAAAUCUUUAAAUGAACUAAUAAAUGGAAAUAAUGAACCUUCCAGUGAUGGGAUGGAUGGCAAGGGUACUGCAAAAACUUUGGAAAACAUCCCUAAUAUAUUGACUCAAAAUUACGACACUAAAAUUACAGUCGAAAGGACUCAGAUUUAUGGUUCUUUUGAAAAAAACCUUGAUGGAGUAAAUUCCAAUUUGCCAAAAGGCUCUGAACUUCAAGUAGCUGUAGUUACUCCACGGAUAUUAUCAAAAAAUAAUGAUGUACAGAAAAAUAAUGAAAGCAUUUAUCCAGCUACCGAUAUUGAAGAAGGCACUGUCCAUACUUUAGAAAAAGCUAUAUCUACAAAAUCAGAUAGUAACAAGGAAAAAAGAACUAUUUACUCACCUACACAUUCCUAUAAAUAUUGUGAUUUAAAUGAGCACCAGGGAACAAACAAACCCACAGGAAAUAAUAAAAUAGUGAAAGAAGUUGGAACAAAUCACUCUUUUGAUUUAAAGCAAGAGAAAACAAAUUCCUCACUACUUGAAUUAAAGCAAUAUGCCCUCAAUUCAGGAGACCAACAUCAAUGUGAACUGAUCACUAAUCAUUUAAUUGCAUCUCCUCUAACAUGUGUAACAUCAAAAAAACAUGGCCCAAAUUUGGAUGAAUCCAACAAUACUGCUGACAUUGGGUUGAAAGACAGUAUGUUGCAAAUAGCUAGUGUAUGUACUCUUGUACAGGGUGAUGCAUUUUAUAAUUCACAAAUAGCAGACAUCUUUAGCGCUAGCCUUUCGAAACCUGAUAUAAAGUUUGAAAUUUCAGAAGAACACAUGCCUUCUCUACAACACAAUGAGGACAAAUCUGGCCUUUUGAAAAAUGAUCCUGAAGUUGGAAUGAGUCUUUCAGAGGAAGAUGGCAUAUUGCUACCAUCAGGAAGUUUUUCCAAAGCUUUAUCAGGAAAUCUUGAAGACUUGCAAACAUUAGAAAGCCCUCAGUAUGACAAAACCUCAGUGGAAACAAAUGCAAGCAACUCUGAGAAACAAAAGGACAACGACUUUUUAGAAGUUGCUUCACUUUCAGGGAAAAAAAAUGAGCAAGAUAUAUCUUAUGGUUGCAAUAUGGAUUUGUCCAACAAUGAGGUGUUUGAAAAUCAGGACAGUCUGUGUGAGACAAACAACAUGUCCAGUAUUAGAAAAGCAGGUGACUCAGAGCAUACCCUGGAUAAAGGCAAGGAAGCCCACUUGGGAAGCAGCACUGAAUCCUCUGUAACGUUUUUGAACAAUCAGCUAACUGAGCUUUCAAAAGAAUUUCCUUACGGAAUUGGUUAUUUGAAUAUGAUAAAGGAAAUAGAAAACAAAGAUUCUAUAACUAUUCUAACAGAAAGAAAAGAUAAAGAAAACACUAUAAGGCAUGAGAAAAGUCUUGAUCCUAGUGAUGCAGUAGACCAAAUUAAAAUAGUAAUCCUAAAUUCUCAACAGAUGAGUGAAGUGUUUCCUGAAUGCAGUCAACAAUCCUCUAACAAGCUAGUUAACCAUGGAGGUGACCAGAUGAGAAUGGAUUCAAAACAUAAUUUCAGUAAAGAUAUCGGACACUACAGGAAGUCUAACCAGGACUUAAAUGUUGAUAGCAAAACUGUCAGGUCUGAAAGACUUGCUAAAACAGAACGAACAUACUGCUGCUUGCCAGGAUGGUUAGCUUCAAAAUAUAAUGUGGAGCCUUGUUCAUGCAUGCUAGCUAAAGAACCUGGUUUGAAGGGAAAAACUGAUUCACAGUCUAAAGAGAGAUCAAAAUCCAAUGAGUCUGAUUGUAGCCUUAAAAAUGAAGUACAGAAUUCCAUAUUGGAUACAGGCAAUAAUAUCUUUCUUUUGGGAGAUCAGAGUAACAAAGCUUUAACUAAGACUUUUGGAUAUAAAGAAACUGAACCUCAGAUAAAGGAAGAUAAACUACCCAAAUUAGAGCAAACAACUACUCCAUGUUAUUUAUUGGAAAAAUCAAAUUCACAAGAACCUAAAAAACGGGGUAAAAAACUGUCUCAUUCUAUGGAUUCCCAGUCUCUACAGAGAGAAAGAGGUGGAACUAAUAACAUGCACAACAAGAAAAAUAGUAGAAGGAAUAUCUCAAAAAGUGAAGCACAGUAUCAUUUAAAUACAGACUUCAAAAAGAUAAUUAUCAAAAAAUUUGCCAAAAAGAAAUUGGAGAAAAAGUCUUUUAAUAAAACUCUGAAAUCAAAAACAGAUAUUGAUCGCCACAGAGGAAUAGAAACUAAGCUUAGUGCCAAUUUUGAAAAAUACAAAAUUAAACGAGAUACUAGUGAAACACACAUGAUUAAAGGACCAGUUUCAAGCAGGAGUCUAAAGAGAAAAAUGAAAGAGAAAAAGCUUAAAGCAUUGGAAACUCAGCCUAGUGAGGUCAUGCCCUCUUCAACAUUAAACAGUGUUAGCUUUGCUUCUGAAAAACAUGAAAAUGUUGAGCAUAACUCUACCUUGGGCUCGCAAGAACAUUUAAAUAAAACAAAAUUGAAAGAUUUGGAGAAACAAUAUGGAUACAAAAAAGUACAAUAUAAUGAACCCAUUUGUCCUAAGCAGCCUGUUGAAAAAAAUAUCACACAGCUUGUUAAAAGAAUAAAUCUAGAGCGAUAUGCAUACAGAAAAGAUAAGACAAAUGCACGGAAAUGUCAAAGCUCACAUUUCAAUAAUAGAAUUCCUGCAUCCCAGAAUGAAGGAGAUAAUCCUUCCAAUGUAUUUGAAGUCCACUCCCCAGUCAAAGAAAGCACAUUGGAUAGUAGUAACUCAGACAAGUGGUCUGUAAAAUCACUUUCUGAUAAAAAAUGUUUUAAAAGAAAAAAUAAACACACUGUUUUUCUGCAAAAGGAACAAAAGAAAAACUAUUUGAACAGAGUUGCAUUUAAACGGACUGCCCAGAAGACUAUUCGUUUGACAAGCCUGGAUUCUGUACAUUCCAAAUCUCUUUGGCAGGUGAAAUCAAGUAAUGGAACUGAGGGUUCUAAACCCCACCAAAAAGGCAGCUCUUCAUCUCAUAUGUCUGAAGUAGAAAGGCCACAAAUGCUUGAAUUCAAAAUGUGUCCAGAAAUAUUAUUUAGGAAGUCCACCUCUGAAGAACAAACUUUAGACUCAAAGCUUCCUGAAAAAAACAGGAUAUCUGUUACAGCAGUCAAAAGUAAAAGAGAAGAUUGGUUAAAUUACUGUCCUGUGAAAAGAAGAAAAAUGGAAGAAAAUGAAAGUCAAGUUAAUAAUGACAUUCCACUUGACACUGCAAUAAAAAUACUGGAAGGAAAUGAAGUAUUCCAAGGGUCCACGAAGGAUUCCAAAGCCACCUUUGACACCUACCGGAAAAUGCAUCUAGAAAAAAGAAGCCAAAGCCUGGAUAGCGGUCCCAUAAGCUAGGAGCUUUCUUUUGUAAACAACACAUUUUGGACUUCAUGCGCUUAUAUUCAUGUCCUGAUGGCUCAAACUGGUAAUAAGGUGUGUCUUUCAUCUAUGUGACCUUCCAUAAUUUAUUUCAUGCCUACUGGUAUCUUGCGUAUGUAAUGAUGCUUACUUAAGUACGUAGGUAUGCUAAUUGUUGAAUUCUGGAAUGUGUUAUAAUUUCAACUUGUUGGAGAUUUUGUUAGGUACAGUUAAGUUCAAUACCUGGCCUGAGGUUCAGAAAUGAUGGCAAUAUCAGUUCAAAACUAGGCAAAUUGCUGGCAUUUUUAUGUAGACAUUUUAAAGCAGGGGUCUUCAAACUUGGCGAGUUUAAGACUUGUGGACUUCAACUCCCAGAAUUCCUCUAGUCAUGUUAGCUCAGGAAUUCUGGGAAUUGAAGUCCACAAGUCUUAAACUUGCCAAGUUUCAAGACCCUUGUUUUAAAAGAAUGGAGCUGUAGUUUAUUAACUGUUGUGGAAAUAAUUAAUACAUUAAUAAAAAAUAGUAAUCAGCCUUAGUAGGUUUAUCAAGGAGCAUUGGAUUUUAUUAGCUGCUAUUCUGUUUUGUUGGGACAUGAGAACCAUACCAGAGUAUCAAUUUUUGCUUUACUGUACUGUAAUCCAUUUACAUACUGGGUAUUUGGAAGAAGAGGAUUCCAGGUAAAAGCAAAAGGGCUAUUUUUCAAAUGGUUGCUAUGAUUUAAAUGAAAAUAUAUUUAAUUUUUUUCAUUCAGAACCCCUUUAACAAGCAUUUCAUUUGGACUCUUCCAAUUAUUUUUACAAGACAAAUCCCUCAGUAAGCUAUAUUAGCUAAAUGUAACAACAAUUUGUGCCUAGAAACUAUUGUGUUAUUGAAUGUUGUGCCUUUUAUUGUUUGGCACUUUUGUUACUUUGUUUAUUUUGACAGCUAUAUGUAUUUUGAGUAAACGUUUAGUCACUUUCAAAUGGUAUUAUUUGUUUACAGAAUUAAAAACAUUUAUUUUUUACCAUAA